Molecule: messenger RNA, 1845 nt
Organism: Suillus fuscotomentosus
Lineage: Eukaryota; Fungi; Basidiomycota; Agaricomycetes; Boletales; Suillaceae
Product: pheromone A receptor-domain-containing protein
Exons: 7
Coding region: 150-1523 (457 amino acids)
Biological process (GO): G protein-coupled receptor signaling pathway
Cellular component (GO): membrane
Molecular function (GO): mating-type alpha-factor pheromone receptor activity
Source: RefSeq, a predicted model, not a curated record
AAAGACCACAAUUAUCGACCAACUCCGCUUCGUCAUUGUCUGUUUAGUGACAGCGUUUUAAAGAUGAGAGUCGGAGCCCACUAUACAUUUGUUCCCAAGCACCAUCUUUGUUUCCAUCGCCGACGACAGUACCAAAUAUUCAAGUUGCCAUGAGCUAUAGCGUGAAUCCAACGUAUCCUCUCAUCCCCGUUGUCUCUUUCUUGGGUUUCUUCCUUGUUCUCAUCCCCUUCCCAUGGCACCUACAAGCAUGGAAUGCAGGCACUUGCGUCUAUAUGAUCUGGGUAGCCAUCUCAUGUCUCAUCCAAUUCGUGAACUCCAUCAUCUGGCGUAACACCGCUUUGAAUGUUGCACCCGUAUGGUGUGAUAUCUCAACCAAAUUGCUCAUUGGAGCUAGUAUUGGCAUCCCUGCCUCCGCGUUGUGCAUUAGUCGUCGCUUGUACAGUAUAGCUGUCAUGAAAACCGGGUUGGCAACAUAUCAGGAUAAAUGGCGUGUCGUCAUGAUUGAUCUUUCCAUAUCAAUCGGUAUCCCUGUCAUAGUUAUGGCACUUCACUACAUUGUUCAAGGUCACCGUUUCGAUAUCCUUGAGGAUGUAGGUUGCUGGCCAGCAAUUUACAAUGUAAUACCAGCAUAUUUCCUGAUCUACAUGUGGCCUUCGCUACUUGGCUGUAUCUCUUUCGUUUACUCUGGCCUGACUGUUGCUGCAUUCUAUAAACGUCGUAUGGCGUUCAACUCACUCAUAUCAGGCAACAAUUCGAUGAACGACAACCUUUACAUCCGUUUGAUGAUACUAUCGGUCGUCGAUAUGGCUUUCACUGUGCCAAUUAGUAUCUACAGUGCCUAUAUCUCCGGCACGAGCAUACCCCUCCAACGAUGGGUAUCUUUUUCAAAUACCCAUUACAAUUUCUCGCACGUCGGUCUUAUUCCUGCGGCCGAAUGGACCAGCAAUCCAAUCUACAAACGAUCCAUCGAUUUGACGCAGUGGCUCUUUCCGGUUUGCGCCUUGGCGUUCUUUGUUCUCUUUGGCUUCUCAAGUGAAGCGAGAAAAUACUAUCGGUUAUACUUCCUAUGGAUUGCAAAGCGCUUUGGCUACAAUCCUCCGGUAAUGCAGACGUCGACGUCGCAUGCUCCCAGACUGAAAGGCAAAUCCGCUGGUUCACUGCCCGUUUAUAGUACCCCUGCCCCUCCUCGAAUCAAACUCCAGUCAUCAUUUACGCCUAUUUUCGACCUUAUGACCUCCGGCGUUUACCAAGACGUCGAGAAGCAUGCUGACUAUCCAUCGUCGCUGCCCCCUUACUCCAAAGCAACAUGUGCAGUUGACGCCGACCUCGAAAGACCAUCUGAAGUUCAUCCCUGGCAAUCAUCGCAGACGCGCCGCACGGAGCGUUAUGUUAUCCCCGCAUAUCACCGUCCUUUUUCACCACCCAGCCUGUACCCUGUCGCUGUUGACCCGGACAGCUCUAUGUGGCCAUCAUCUGCGUCCGUCGCAAUCGUACGAAACCACACCACCCGUGGAUAUCUAUGAACUGUCGCUCAUCUUCUGUUUGCUUCAUGAUGUGUGUAUUACUAUCAUUAUAUUUCACCGUCGUUUGACUGGCUUACUAUGUUCGUUUUUCAUCCUUUGUACUAGAUUGACAAAUAGUCCUACAGCACACUACUUCGACACUCCUUAUCCCGCCUAAGUACAUAGUAUGGCGUUAAGUAAAACAUAUGACAUUAUUAUGAUUAUGAUUAUGAAUAUAUGACGUUAUGACAUUAUGCCUUUUUUCCAAUGCACAUGUCUAACCGGUCUGAAUGGAAAAUAUGGACGAUAUCUAAGAUUAUAAUCAUUGGGCUGCCAGUAUACA